AUGGCUUCCUUGUCAGAGAUUUUUGCGUGUUUAGGCUGGCUCCAGUCCAGUAAUAGCUCUCAAUCGCAAGGCGAUGACGAUGAUCAAAAAGACAAUGAGCUAGGGACAUCUAGCUCUUCCAAAUACGAGGGAACUACCUUUAUUGAAGUCAUAUUUGCCCAUACGGACUUAGUAGUUACGAUUUUUGAUCGGAAGCAGUGGGCCCUCAAUUGUCAUUCUUGGCGCAAGUUUACAGAAAUUCCCGAUGCUGUUAAUGCCGCGACAGAGGCUGGAUAUAGCUACGAGCAGCUGCAGAACGCCUCAAAUGCGGUGUACGAAGGAAGAUACAAAAAUGGUACCGUGGAAAAGCUCUGUGCUGCUGCGCAACAGAAGCGGUCAGAGCGCAGACAUGCAGAGAGAAGUAGAUUAAUGGUGCAGUAUCCUGUUAGCGAGCUCAGAUAG
This is a messenger RNA of Talaromyces rugulosus, 441 nucleotides long. RefSeq lists its product as uncharacterized. NCBI's taxonomy places the organism in Eukaryota, Fungi, Ascomycota, Eurotiomycetes, Eurotiales, Trichocomaceae. The transcript has 2 exons. The record is from RefSeq and is a predicted model, not a curated record. Bases 1 to 441 code for a protein of 146 amino acids.